Molecule: messenger RNA, 1104 nt
Organism: Danio rerio (zebrafish)
Lineage: Eukaryota; Metazoa; Chordata; Actinopteri; Cypriniformes; Danionidae
Source: RefSeq, a predicted model, not a curated record
CAUAUAUCAGAUUUCUGUGUGGGAUGAAAUUAAAAUAAGUCUAAAUAUGUGACUUUACAUUCAUAGACUAAUUAAAAAACAUGAUAAUCUGUAUUAUAUAAAGUGCUAUUUACACAACGGUGACUUGAUUCGUAUUACAGCUUCUGCUUCAGAAGACCAUGUCCCUGCUGCUGAGCAGCUAGAGGAGGACGACACAGAAAAUGACACCAUUUUAAGGCAUUAUGAAAUGGGUGACAAGCUGGGCAAAGGUGGAUUCGGCUCUGUCUACAAAGCCACACGCCGCAGGGAUGGACUUGAGGUUGCUGUGAAAUGUACUGUCAAGUCACCGAAGAUGAAGGAAAUGACAGUGCCUGGUUAUGACAAACCCCUCCCUACAGAAAUUGCCCUGACAAUCAUGGCCAACAAUGGUCCCUACGUCCCCGAGAUAAUCCAACUCCUAGACUGGGAGGACAACGAUGCCCACUACAUUAUAAUCAUGGAGCGACCCAUACCUUGUAUGGACUUGCUUCACUUCUUACGCCACAAGGAUGGACCUCUUGAUGAGAAGACGGGACGCCAUAUAAUGCGGCAGGCCAUUCAUGCUGUGAGCGUUUGCUUUGAUCGCGGUGUCUUCCAUCGGGACAUAAAGCUUGAAAACCUCCUGGUGAAUCCAGACACUUUGGAGGUAAAGCUAAUAGACUUCGGCUGUGGUGCGAUCGUAAAGAAAUCUGGCUACAAAGUCUUCUGUGGUAAGUGUUAUGAACUUUGUUGUCAUAAAAACCACACGCUGAAGAUUCUGUUUAAACAUAUAAACCAUUGGAUGAUAUCUUUUUUUUCUAGGAACAAGAACAUAUUUCCCUCCGGAGUACGAAUUGCAUGGCAGGUACCAUGCACAGCCAGCGACUGUUUGGUCUCUAGGGAUCGUCCUGUUCGCAUUGAUGUGUGGGGCUUUACCCACUGUCUCCGACCACUCCUUGAUCAGGGACUAUCUUUGGUCUAGCCCUGGCCUGUCAAUAGAAUGCUGCCAGAUGAUCUGCGGUUGUCUACAGCCAAACCCAGAUGAGAGACUCGCUCUGCAGGAGAUGCAUCUCCAUAACUGGUUUAAGGUCAUGGAGUAAGACAGGA